CUUGUAUCGAGUUAUUACUUUAUAAAGUGAGUUUUGUAAAGUGGUCGUCUCGUGUUGCGUCAUCACAAACACAGUUAAAUAUCUUAGUUUGAUGAUGUUUGUACGUGCUUGUUAAGUGUGCGAAAAGAUUAUUUGCAAAAUUAGCUGCAUUUCAUUUCCGUUGCAAAUUCCGAAUGAUCUAAGAUUUGGACCCAGCUAGCAUAGUUUUAAAUUUUUGAUCAGUGGUUCUUGUUUUUUAAUGUUUUUUAUUUAUUUUUAUUUGCUAUAUGUGUGAUUCAGUAUAAUUUUUGUAGUUUAAGUUGAAAGGCUUUCGUAGGCUAUGCACAAAUGCUCUUUGUGAGAAAUAAAUAGCAUAAAGUAAUAAUUAUUUAAUAUUAGCUUUUUCUUGCGGCAAAUAUAAUAGUGUUAAUAAUGCAUUUCGUCACCGAGAGAGAGAUUUAUCAUAAAUCACGUCUGUUAUAAAAGGAAAAUAUCUUAACAUCCCUUAGUAAUGAGCCCACCACUUUAUUUUCUACAAUUUUGACCAAAGUGAAAAAUUACGUGAAGAUGAAUGCUUAUGCAUUUUCAUUUUCGGUUGACUGAAGACCAUGAGAGACUCGGUAGCAAGCCGGCCAUGGAUUUAUCGAGAUAUCGGAUAUCGGCACUGAGAGAGAGAGAGAGAAUCAGAGCAGAGUAUGUACAGCGGAGAGCGGAAGGUCUUCUUGUUGUUGUGUUUGAAGAGGAGAAAGAAUCUGGAAUGAACAAGGCCGCAGGUACAACUGGGUUCUGAAGCUCAAUGUAGUUUGGAGAUUACACGUUGGAUCGACAGGAAAACAAGAUUAUAUAAAAAAGGGGGACACUGAACUUUAAGAAAAAAAAUAAAUAAAAAAAUAGCAAAACAGGAAGGACGAGAAUAGGAUUACACGUGUAACAAGAGGAAGACUGAGAGAAUAAGAAUAAAAGGUAAAAAAAAGGGCCUUUGACAAAAGGAAAGGAGAUACAAAAAUUGCAAGCGAAGAAAGGAAAAAAAGACUAACGCCUGAUUAAUCCACUUUACCUUGACUUUCCAGAGUGAGUUAAAAGAAAAUCUAAAAAAAGAGGAAAACAUAUAGAUUAAACGAGACCUCAGAGGGAGUGUGAACAAACAUCUUCAUUGCCAUUCCACGAGCGAAUGGUAUACCUGAAGAGGCGGAGGAGACUUACUGACGAAGAAGAAGAAGAAGAAGAGGCAGAAGGCUUUCAAGAAUAUACAGCAGCUAUCGCAUACAAUGCUCAGUUUGAUUUCACUUGUGUUCUCGUCUGUCCUGCUGACGAUCUCUGCAGAUGGAGCCACGCUCGAGGCCAUCAAUACCGGCCCUCUGUAUUACUCUCACGUCGUCAAGGGCGGCAGAGCGGAAAUGCCCUGCGACAUCAGCACAGCGGAUCCGACGGACAGGGUCAAACUCGUGCUUUGGUACAAGGACGGCAUCGGCACGCCUAUCUAUAGCUACGACUCCCGAAGCGACACCCGCUCGGUGAAGGUGAGAAACUGGUCGGACGAGAAAACCCUCGGCGACCGAGGUCACUUCGACACCAAGUCGACCCCGGCGGCGCUGGUGCUAGACAACGUCCGGGCGACGGACGAAGGACUUUACCGCUGCAGGGUCGACUUCCAGAAGAGUCCUACGAGGAACGCGAGGACGAAUGUCUCCGUUAUAAUUCCGCCCAAUUCUCCAACCAUUUUAUCCGAAAAUGGGCUCCAAGUGUAUACGACAGUAGGCCCAUAUGACGAAGGGGCCACUAUGACCCUAAUAUGUAAUGUCAAAGGAGGUAAGCCUCCCCCUCAGGUGACCUGGUGGAUGGACAGGAAACUCGUGGAUGACACGAGCGAGAGCACGCGUCUGCACAGCGUCUCCAACACCCUGAAGGUUGAGGGGCUCACCAGGAGACACUUGCAGGCGACGCUCACAUGCAAAGCUUCCAACACCAACUAUAGCGACCCGGUCUCUACUUCCAUCGCCAUAGAGAUGAACUUCAAGCCCCUGUCAGUAAAGAUCCUCGGGUCACUAGAGCCUCUUUCAUCCGGCAAGGAGUACGAACUGGUGUGCCAAAGCGUAGGGGCACGCCCGUCUGCCUCGCUCACCUGGUGGCUGGAUGGGGUCCAGUUAAACAACGCUACUACCUCAACAGCCAGUUCGGGCAACGUGACCCUGAGCACGCUGACCUUCGUGCCCAACGAAAACGACGGAGGGAAGUACCUGAAGUGCCAAGCAGAGUCUCCGGUGAUACACCACACCCCUUUAGAGGACCAGUGGCUUUUAGAGGUCUAUUACACGCCUCAAGUUUACUUAGCGAUGGGGAGCAAUUUGAGCCCCGAGGACAUCAAGGAGGGAGACGAUGUCUACUUCGAGUGCAACGUGCGAGCUAAUCCUUGGGUGUACAAGGUCGUCUGGCAUCAUAAUGGAGUGCAAGUCCAGCACAACGUCUCCGGCGGAGUCAUAGUCAGCAACCAGAGCUUAGUGAUCCAGCGAGUUCGCCGCCAGCAGGCAGGACUAUACACUUGCGUGGCGUCUAACAUCGAGGGGGAUGGCCAGAGCAACGCCGUCAUACUCCAAGUUCAGUAUGCACCUGUAUGCGCAGAAGAACAGACGCACGUCUACGGGGCGGCGAGACACGAGGAAGUAUCAGUGACCUGCCGUCUGGACGCCGUUCCCCCCGUCGUCCACUUCUACUGGAGGUUCAACAGCAGCGGCGACGUCGUGGACAUUGCCGAGAGUCACGUGGCGUCGCAGGGCCUGGAGUCCUCCUUGUCGUACGUCGCCAGGACCGAGCUGGACUACGGCACCCUCCUCUGCUGGGGCAGCAAUAGCCUCGGCAGACAGAGGAAGCCCUGCGUCUACAAGGUCGUCCCAGCGGGUCCUCCGGACCCCCCGGACAACUGCAGCCUGACGAACCAGACGACGGAGGCGCUGAGGGUGAAAUGCAUGCCUGGGUACGACGGAGGCCUGGACCAGAGGUACAUCAUCGAGACUUACGAGUCGGACACCGGGAGGCUUCUGGUGAACAUUACGGAGACCUCGACGCCAGACUUCACCAUCAGAGGCCUCGAGCCCGGCGCCUCCUACCACAUCUACGUUUACGCGGCCAACAUAAAGGGCAUCAGCGACAAGAAGUACCUGCAGGGCUACACCCUUCGGGACGUCGCCGAGAGGCGGACGGCGCAAGUGCGUCCGCCCCCGGAGGAGAUGGUCUCCUUCACGCCUAUCCUGGCGGUGAUCGUGGGCGUGGUGGUGUCCCUAGUCCUGGUCGCUCUGGUGGCCGUGCUGAUCGUCAGCCUCAACAAGAAGAAGCGCCCGAGGAACAAGAACGUGGCUGGUCCCCUGCAGACGUCCCUGGCUGACAACAGGGAUCUGGACGACAAGAAUCCUGAUCUGAUUCCUGCCAAUGGAAACGGCGAACCGGAAGGGAAGAGUCCCACCACACCGGAGGAGGGUGGAUUCGGGAGCGUUCACAUCUGCGCGUCGGUGCCGUAUCCCAGCCCGGGAAACGUCUAUGGAACGUAUCCCAGAAAUCCUCGGACUAUGGCGCCCAACUCUCCGCAAAAUGGUGAGCUUAUGUACGCGGAGUUGUCUUUCCCCAGGGGCGCUCCCCAGUACCCCCAAGGCACGAUACCCCGACGCAAACCAGAGCCGACUAUAUAUGCCCAGAUAGACCACGGCCUGGGCCCCGUCCCGGUGUCGAUGGGCGUCGUGCCAGUCAGCGGCAUGGGAGGCAGCGUCGUGGGGACCUUAGGUGGCACCAUGGCGUGUAACAUGGGCACUGGGAGCAUGUGCCACACGGCACCCAUGGUCAGCAGUGGGUUAUGUAGCAGUCCGACCGCCAUGAUGGGCAUGAGCGUGGCCGUGGACCCUGCAAACCUCUCCGUUGCGUAUACGACCCCCGCCCCUCCCCCCCACGGCUUUGGGGGGAAUCCCCUAACUCCCCCCGUGGUGCCCGAAGAGGACGAGCAACCCACCGCAGAGACGCCGCUCAUGAACAAUCACAAAGAGAGCGAAGUGUGACCCGUGGCUGACGUGAGUCAGACUAAGUUCUAGUCCGGUCUCGUCUCCAGUUCUUUUUCCAAGUGGGUGCUGAGGAUCGUUCGUUCACGCCAUGCCCUGCAUCUGGAGCUCUCUGCCGACCGACUUCCAGGCCGCCUGACGGUUUCCAGAUUCGUGGUCACAGCGUUGCGGGAGUGAUAUCCCAUCGCGAACGGGACAAGAAGAAGAAGAAGAAGCAGAAGCAGAAGAAAACUAUGUAAUUAUAUAUUCAUAACUGAUUUUGUUACAGAAAGUGUUUGUUCACUGCUUUUACAAGCUGAAGGUGGCGUACCGUCACUGUCUUACUCACCAAAGAAAGUUUAUGGGUCCUAAUUACGAAAUUCCUACCGAGUCCAUAUGAGCCUCAGUGAGACUGCAUCUUGUAUGGCCGACCUCUGUAUAUAAACUCUCUCAUGAAGAAAGUGCAUUUUUAAAUAUUAUUUUUACAUUAUUUUCCUUUUGUUUUCCCUCGGAUGUGUAUUUCCAUCCUGCCAGAGACUUGCAGAUUUUUCCAUAAACCGUCUGAAGUGUUUUCUCGAGAGAAAAUAUAAAAGUAAUCUUCUAAGACUUCAGGGCCACUGAUUUUGAAGAAGAAAUGAGUUCUGAAGGGAUGGAUCAUCAACGGAACAAGUGUAUAAACCUUUUUUUUUCCAAUGUUUUAAGUUUACGAAGUCCAAGUGAUUGAUUAUCUCAGCAUCUUGAGAAAUAAUUAUGCCUUGUCUCGUACACAAAGCAGUUAAUUCCUAACGGAAAAGAAGAAUAACAAUAAAUAGAAUAUAGUCAAAUUUUGCCAAGAAGACUUGGUGGUGUGAUACCACUAAUGUGACUACAGAGCAGAAGGUCCAGUGGUAAUGAAUGGGCUUUAGAACUAUACCUAAAACGCUUGUCCCAGAAAUCGAUUUUUCUGCACUGACAGUGUCCCCAUUUCUUAAGAAAAUGUCGAAAUUUUCUGUGAAUCUCCGUUGGUGAGGAGUCAGAUAUAGUUGGAAUGAAGAUGUGUGGAAAAGAAAUAAUAUAUCAACUUCAGAUAGUUAUUUUUUAUUUAAAGUCUAAGACAAAUAGUUUUCUACUAGACACCUGUCUCAAUCAGCUUGUAUGUGGUUAUCAGUGUAGACGACAGAGGAAAUAAAAGCAAUCGGAGACAAAAAAAAAAAGAGGAAAUAAUUCUCCGAUUUAUGUAAACAUAAUAAAUGUCUUUUGGCUGACUUCCAGAACUACAUUAGUAUAGUUAUAGAAAAUCAUUUUAACAAAAUGUAUAGCUCAGUUUAUACGAAAAAAAAAAACAA
Molecule: messenger RNA, 5323 nt
Organism: Macrobrachium nipponense
Lineage: Eukaryota; Metazoa; Arthropoda; Malacostraca; Decapoda; Palaemonidae
Product: synaptogenesis protein syg-2-like
Exons: 12
Coding region: 1248-4019 (923 amino acids)
Molecular function (GO): protein binding
Source: RefSeq, a predicted model, not a curated record